AUGUCUGGCAAGCCCUCGCUGAUCUUCAUCCAUGGAUCUUGGCAUCACACCGAUACGUGGAAUAAGAUUGUCCCACUUCUUGAAGACCAGCAGUUCAAAUGUGUCCGCGUCGCUCUUCCAUCAGGAGCAUCAGACCCUUCUUUAGGUCUACCAGAGGAUGUUAAAGCCGUUCGAGAUGCGAUUGUGGCGGAGACCUCCCAAGGUCGCGAUGUCAUGGUCGUGGUGCACUCCUAUGGGGGUCUUGUAGGAAGCAGUGCAGUCAAGGGACUUACACGGAACAAGGAAGAUGGUUCUUCGCCGGCCAAGAGUACCUCCGGCCAUGUAAUCGGCAUUGCUAUGAUAGCGACUGGUUUCGCUCAAACAGGUCUAUGCUUUAUGGAAGGGCUCGGUGGUAUUACGCCUCCAGCGUGGAAAUUCAACCAGCAAACCGGCUUUGUCGACCUAGUGGAUGAUCCCAGAGAACUUUUCUACCAUGAUCUAUCCGUAGAAGAGGGUGAUUACUGGGUCUCGAGGCUUAUAAAUCAGUCGACGAAAGCUUUGGUGGAAGGAGGCGAGUCCGUUUAUUCUGGCUGGAAGGAUACACCAGUCUGGUAUCUGUCAACGAAACAGGACCAUGGGCUCCCAUUCGAGGCACAGAAGUUCUUUGUGCAAAGUGCCAAGGAGGCCGGAGGCGAUAUUACCGUUCGAGAGAUUGACACUAGUCAUUCCCCGAUGUUGAGCAAGCCGGAAGAAACUGUCGCUUUUAUAGUUGAUGCAGUAAAAGCUUUGAAGGAUAAGAAAAGAAGACGUAUUGUAACAUGCUGGCGGCAUUAA
Messenger RNA from Lachnellula hyalina, 813 nucleotides. RefSeq lists its product as uncharacterized. The transcript has 2 exons. The record is from RefSeq and is a predicted model, not a curated record. NCBI's taxonomy places the organism in Eukaryota, Fungi, Ascomycota, Leotiomycetes, Helotiales, Lachnaceae. The coding region runs from base 1 to 813 and encodes 270 amino acids.